This is a messenger RNA of Pseudogymnoascus destructans, 2589 nucleotides long. RefSeq lists its product as uncharacterized. Lineage: Eukaryota; Fungi; Ascomycota; Leotiomycetes; Thelebolales; Thelebolaceae. The transcript has 3 exons. The record is from RefSeq and is a predicted model, not a curated record. Bases 1 to 2589 code for a protein of 862 amino acids.
AUGGCGGCUCAAGCGCCAAAUGCCGAUCCGGCCGAUAUGACGGGUGUUCUUGACCCGCGAUUUGCGACGCCUUUUAACCAAAUCUAUGAUGUGAACAGACGACUGGCGGCAGUCAGAUUGCAUGGGACUGAGGCAGUGUUUGGCCCUAGGCCCACGUUUUUCAACAGUAGCGAGAAUCCGCAGGAGGUGCCUGACGGACCUGCAGACGAUGACUACCAUGAGUACGAGGUCGAUCCUUGGGGGCGUCCAAGGGAAUCAUUGGUGCGCGAGGAAAAUCCAUUUGCCGACCAUAAUGUAACCCGAAACGAUGCCGAUGAUAGAAGGCACACCGAGGUUGGAGAGCUCCCACACUUUGGAAAUUUCGGACCGUACUUUCGAAAAGUGACCACGAUGGGCACCCUGGCAGGCAAAUAUGUAGCCCCAAAGCAUGUUGGUGGUAGAUACGACAUUACUACGUUAAUGGACGAGCAGCUGAAAAAGGACCCUUUGGCAUUGAACCCUGAUUUUGACGAUUGGAGACGAGAGGUCGAGUUUCAAUUUGGAGAGAAGCCGCCGCCGCCGCCUCCUAGUCUUGGGCCCGCUCCGAAUCCCGGAGAAGCUUCUUAUGACUUCAGUAGCCUCGCAAUAAUAUCAAAAAAUAGGAGGAUCCAACCACUGCUUGUCCCUCACCCAAGUAUCCGUUCUCCGCUCGCCGCUCAAAAAGGCACAGAGGAGGAGAUGAAUGCGGAUAUGGAGCGCAUUAAUUCCCUGUCGGUGGAACUCAGCUCGUCGUGGUGGAUUGCCAAUAUCCUGUGGUGUAUGGGCGAGGACGACGCUUCUUUGACCAGGACCAUUGCCAUGGUUAGGGAGGGCGUCUGCCCCGCAGAGGUGUUUCCACAUGACAUGGAUCCGGCCAACAUUAAUAAACUGGAUAGUUACGAGUACGUAUCGGGGCCACUCGCCUUAUAUGUUCCACAUCGCAUUGUCGAGGGCAGCCCUGACCCGGUCGAGAACAGCUUUUGGGUUCCAAAGCUGAAGGGCGUGGAUGGGUCUGCGGUGAGGUUCAUGCGACCGCCGUUUCCAGAAGCUUGCACACUGGACACGCGAUUCUCUCCGGUCCCGGUUCUUCAGUCUACCGUCUUGCCAGAACGACAUGACAUAGGCCGUCCAGAACUCAAGCUCUGGGACGGGAUCCCUGGGCGUACAUUCCGUUUGCCGCCGUACUUCUGGCCAGAUGAAUUGAGAGACAGUCACCUCGAUGGCGAAGACCGACCCUUCGCCGUUGAUAUACGCCGCGUCCCUGUAAAUCCUACAGUUGGCAACCCUCCGCGCCAGCCACUACACCCUUUCAAACCAACGCGACGUCUGAACACAGUUUAUCGAGACCGCACCAAGGUCCCCCAAAACCCGCUGAGGACAUACAAUUCGGGCACACGUUCUCCAACACAGCACAGUAGACAAACCCACGGGCCAAAUAAACUAGGAGGCAACGUGGAGGAUGAUAAUUCCCCAAGCUUCCUCCAGGACGAGUUCGAAUAUGACCUACAGGGAGAUGUAUGGGGUCCAGUCGGCGGAUUCGAAGGCCGGGACUAUGAGUCUGAGCGCCAAAAGGACCACGAUAGAUGGUACCGCUACUUCCUCAUCAACAACGAUCCCUGGGAACGAACUAUUGUCGUUAAUGGGGUGCAAGUAAAGCCAGGUGCGGUUGCCGGGCCGCUCCCUGCAUUUGCCAUGCUUGAGCUUGGCGGCCAGGCAGCGUUUUGGUUCGGCGUCGAUGGCCGAAAUUAUGAUCCUAACACCGCGCCGCCCACUGAGAAGAGGGUGGCGGAGAACGAGGCUCCUGGGGAUGGAAACCGCGCCAAAGUUCAACGACUAGUACCCAGACCGUGGUCUCCGGGCCAAGAAACGGGAGGGACAUUCCAGGCUUUUAUGACGAUAACUAUACCGGCUGGAACCUCCCCUGUUAUUCUGCCGUCCCCUGAUACUGCUACGGCUGCGGUGUUUGCCAACUUGCAAGUUGGCCAGACUCAGAACCGGCCUGUAGCGCCGGUGCCUUUUGGGGGUUUCAGGGGAAAUGCACCGGAGUUUGUACCGGGUUCUUCGGGUGGUCUAGUGGGGCUAGGGUUGCGAGGAGGAGCAGGCGAAGAUGAUCUAGAUCCUAUGGGCAGUGGAGGUGGUGCGGCGCCAUCUGCCGCCAAACGGGCGGGUCCUGUGGUAACCGACGAGAACAUCGAGGAAAUGAUGGAAGAGGCGGCUCGCCAAAAGGCAUUGGCAUAUGCUGCCGCAGGUGCAGUAUUGGCCGGCGGCACUCCGCAACAGGGGAAUACUGGGACUCCGCAAAAUAUCAGUACUGGGACUCCGAAAACCAUCACCACUGGGAAUCCGCAAAAUACCAGUACUGCGAUUUCACAUCUUUUCAAUUUGAUUCCAUAUCAAUUCACUCCUGUGGCUCUACAGCCCAUGAGCAAGGGGGCUCCACAAUAUAUGACUACUGAGACUCCGCCAUAUAUGAGUGCUGGGGCACUAGAGAGCCUGUUAGAGCGUUAUGGAAUCUGCGUCGACCCUUCGUGGGAUAGGGCAAGAUUGCUUAAUGAACUGUUAAAGAAGUAG